Trichomycterus rosablanca is the source of this 2964-nucleotide messenger RNA. It is a transcript of the gene gpatch4, whose product is annotated as G patch domain containing 4. Gene Ontology annotation, cellular component: nucleolus. The record is from RefSeq and is a predicted model, not a curated record. Gene Ontology annotation, molecular function: nucleic acid binding. The coding region runs from base 214 to 1560 and encodes 448 amino acids. The transcript has 7 exons. NCBI's taxonomy places the organism in Eukaryota, Metazoa, Chordata, Actinopteri, Siluriformes, Trichomycteridae.
ACCCACGUGUGUGCACGCUGUGUGAAAGUGGCCACAUUUAUUAUUGUUUUAUUUCCAGUAUAAAUGACAUAACUUAUUACAUGUGGCUCCGACGUGUAUUUUAUUUCCUUUUGUAACCAUAGACUGAUUUAAACGCGUUGAUUUGAUUUGUAUGCAGUAGUAGUAGUAGUAGUAGUAAGAAGUAUUUUCUACCUCUCUGCUUGUUUGGUUGGAAUGGCAGGAGCUUCAGACCUGAACAACUGUGGAACAAAGUUUGCAGAGCAGCAGCUUCUCCGUCAUGGCUGGAAACAAGGUAAAGGAUUGGGACGGAAUGAGAAUGGCAUCUCCGAGGCGAUCAGGGUCAAAGUGAAAUGUGACAAAGGAGGGAUUGGCCAUAAGGAAAGUGAGCAGUUCACCUUUCACUGGUGGGAUCAUGUGUUUAAUAAAGCCUCCGCUGGUCUGGUUGUGGAGUCUGCUCAGAAUGGGGUGAUGGUGAAGAAGGUAGAUGAAGGAGAGGAGGGCGUGAUCUCCAACAAGAAACCUCGAAAGGCCUUGCUGGACAAGUCUGCGCUUUAUGGAAACUUUGUCAAGUCCGCCACCCUCCUCUCAGGGCAGGAGAGGCCUGAACGAUCAUCAUCCAGCUCUGAUGACAGCAGCUCUGAUGAUGAUGAGAAGCUGGACCUCUCCAGCACCAAGAAGUUAUCCGAUGCAGAGCUGAUGAAGGUGUGUGGAGGACGCACUGCACAUAAAGGUGCCAGGCACGGCCUUAAAAUGAGCGCCAAACUAGCCAGACUGGAACAACAAGAGCAGGAGUUCAUGGAAAAAUAUGGUAAAAAGAGCCAGAGGGACAAAACCACGUCUCCAAGUGAGGCUGUACCCACUGAACCCUGUCCUGCUUCAGACCAGGAGGCGGUACACAAGACAAAAAAGAAGAAAGCAAAGAAGGAGAAGCGGAAGCAACAUGCGGAUGAACUCCAGGAGAAUGGUGUCCAAAUGGAAGGUGAUGACAUCAAUCCAGAAGCUCUACAGAAUCACUCCGAUAAAGAGACAUCGAAAAAGAAAACGAAGUGUUUAAAAGACAGAGCAGAAUCAGAAGACUGUGUAGAUGCGUUUGGAGAUGUUAGUGAGGCAGAACGUUUAGUAUCAAAGAAAAAGAAGAAGCAGAAACGUGUAGAUCAGGUGGCAGCAGGAGGAGAUGAAGCGGAUGGGUGUUGUCCUACACAUGAACCAGAUAGUGAGAACGUCACCAAGAAAGAGAGGAAGAAAGCGAAGAAACGCUCAAAAGAUGUCAGCUUUGAAGCACAGGUCAGUGAGGAUUGUCCAGAAGCUACAGAGAAUGGUGACGGUGUCUCCAAAAGAAAAAAUAAGAAAUCCUCCAAGCACAAAGACGACCAGUCCUCAAAUACAGAAACGAACGUUUUGGAACCUUUAGAGGAGACAAUGGAAACGGCUUCCUCUGAAAUAGAAAAAUCCAAAUCAAAGAAGAGAAAGAAAAGCAGCAGGGAGGAACAGAUGGAGGAGACAGAACAUCAAUCAAUAGAACCAAUAAAAAAGAAGAAAAAGAAGAAACAUGAAAAGUGAAAAGACAUUUAAGGCUCUGUUAACACCACGAUUAUUAAUUAGUAUCAUUAAUGGUGCAUCAACUCUUCAUUUUGAUGCUGUAUAGAUAUCAGAGCUUUACAGAGCAUAGUUAUCAACCUGACCGAGUGGGAUGAUUUCCACAUCACAGCUCACAUAGUUGCAGGUUCUGUCGGUUGCUCCUUAUGUAGAUAAAAACAAGAACACACGUGCCUGUAUAUGUAUUUGCAUACAGACAUAAAAACACACAAGGCAGGAGAUAAUAUGGAAUAGAACAGCUAGUUCUGUCACCAUUAGAUGGAUGCUGAAGACGAAUCAUAAUUUUCUUUGUGCCAUACGCCUAUAAUAAUACAUACACACAAUACAAACAGCCAAUUAAUAAUGAACAAUAACUAAAUCAUACAGUAAUCUAUAUCUACAAAUAAAUAUGUAAAACCUGUUACAGAAAUGCACUAUAAUAGUAAAAAAAAAAAAACAUAAAUAGCAAAUAUAGAAACUCCCGCAAAUGUAACUGAUGACACUGAUUUAGAAUUAUGAACUCUAGAAUAUCAACCAAACUUAAAAUUAAAAACUGUAGUACACAUGAUGAACAGACGUAACAUUACGGUCAUUGAUUGAUUUGAUUACAUAAAUUAUUACAUGUUAUUCAUUGUAAACCUGUUGUUUGCCAACACAGAAGUAGACUUGUUCUACCAGAUGAAUUUUGGUCACAUAAAAUUAUGGUUAACUAAAAUAAAGCUACUAGUUUAUUAAUGGGUCUGAAUAAAACUAUGGUAGUUUAGGAUAUUUAUUUUGUCUUGGCAAUCGCUGUGUAAUGCAUUAGUCUAAAAUGAAAUGUUUUAGUAUGGACAAAAGAGAAAUUUAACUUUCAAAAAAUGUUGCCAUAAUUUUAUUUUGUGCAUAGAAUGAUUAAAAAUAUCUGUAGGAUUGGCUGUAAAAAGCAAGUAUUGAUCAGUGCUGCUUUGCCAGCAAUACAUUGACAAUGCAAGCUUGAUUUGCUAACCUACAGUUGUGUUUGAGCUUUACUUGCGUCAUUUAUGCCGUUGAUUGGAUUUUAACACACACUCAUGCCAUUAACUGUGACAAGUGAGUCAGAUUAAACCCAGUGUUAUUAAAUCCAAAGCAUUUGGCCCAGUAGCUUCCCUGAUACUGAACUUUGGUGCAUCCUUAACGCUUUACUUGAAUGUUGCAGGCCGAGUGCUAUUCACGAUUGCUUUAUGAGUGCUCUAUGUUUUUUGUAGCACUGUUAUAAUUCGGUUGUAAGUCGUAAUGAACUUUUGUAACAGUCAGAUUCAGUUUAGGUCAGUAGUGGGCAGAUUCCUCAUGCUGUGACUCUCUAGUGAUGAACUUUAUUAAAAUUAUAAUGUGUAUAAUGUGUGCCACUUCUUAAAGAGACUUUUAAGGUAA